AGCAGUGUCUGAAAACAAUCUUACUGGUCAAUUACCUGAAAAUAUUUGUGUUAGUAGCUCACUAACCAGGUUUAUAAUAUUUAAAAAUAAUUUUGUGGGUGCUGUGCCAAGGAGCUUGAAAAACUGUUCUAGCUUAAAUAUUAUUAGUGUCCAUAGAAACCAACUAUCAGGAAAUAUCUCUGAAGAUUUUGGUGUUUAUCCACACAUGAACUAUAUUAACUUAAGCAACAAUAAAUUUUAUGGCGAGUUGUCUUGGAAUUGGAGUGCCUAUCGGAAUUUGACAGCGUUGAAGAUCUCGAACAACAAUCUUUCUGGCAGAAUACCGAUUGGGCUUGGAGAUGUAUCUCAUCUGCAAGAGCUUCAUCUGUUUUCAAAUCGCUUAACAGAGAACAUUCCAAGAAGUUUGGGGAAGUUGACUUUGUUGCUCGUGCUUAAGCUGGACAACAACUAUCUUUCAGGCAAUAUAACACUGGAAAUUGGUCAGAUGUCUAGGCUUCUAAAUCUAAGUUUGUCAGCCAACAAUCUAAGUGGCUCAAUUCCAGAACAAAUAGGUGAUUGCACACAAUUAUUGGAAUUGAAUUUGAGCCAAAAUGCGCUUAAUGAAAGUAUCCCUUCUCAAAUAGGAAACCUUCACUCGCUUGCUACUCUUGAUCUCAGUCAAAACAUGUUGGAAUCCAAAAUGCCACCAGAACUAGGAGAUUUGAAAAGCAUCGAGAAGAUGAACCUUUCACAUAAUAGGAUAUCAGGUUCCAUCCCCAAAACCUUUGAUCAUUGCUUAAGUUUGAUUUCUGUUGAUAUAUCCUACAAUCAAUUGGAAGGUCCUCUUCCCAACAUUACUGCCUUUCAAAAAGCUCCUUUCGAUGCCCUGAGAAACAAUACAGGGUUGUGUGGCAGUGUUGCUGGAUUGAAAGCCUGCUCGCUGUCAACUCAAAAGAAGAAUAGUAGGAGGACAGGUAAAAGGAUUAUUUUGGUAAUUGUUCUUCCAAUACUAGCAGCCCUGUUUCUUUUGAUUAUAGCUGUGGGAAUUUUCAUUCUUACAAGGUCACAUACAAAACAUGUAGAGAAUAAGCCUCAGGAAUUAAUUGGAAAUUUGUUCACCAUUUGGAGCUUUGAUGGGAAAUUAGUCUAUGAGAAUAUCAUUGAUGCAAUAGAAAAUUUUGACCCCAAGUAUUGCAUUGGAGUCGGAGGAUUCGGAAGUGUUUUUAGAGCAGAGUUGCCAAAUGAUCAAGUUGUUGCGGUCAAGAAACUUCAUACAACGGACAGUGGUUCAUUGAGCAAGUCAAAAGAUUUUGCCAAUGAGAUCCGUGCACUAACAAAUAUAAGGCAUCGUAACAUCGUGAAGUUGUAUGGAUUCUGUUCACAUACACAACAUACUUUCUUGGUGUAUGAAUUCUUGGAAGGUGGAAGCUUGAUGCAGUUAUUGAGCAAUGAUGAAACAGCAUCCAUGUUCGAUUGGAUCAAGAGGGUAAACAUGGUCAAAGAUGUGGCAAAAGCAUUGUCCUACAUGCAUCAAGAUUGUUUGCCUUCUAUAGUUCAUCGAGAUAUAUCUAGCAAAAACAUUUUGUUAGAUUCCGAGUAUCAAGCUCACAUUUCUGACUUUGGCGCUGCAAGAUUCCUGAGGCCUGAUUCAUCUAACUGGACUUCAUUCGCAGGAACUUAUGGAUAUGCUGCCCCAGAACUUGCUUAUACUAUGGAAGUAAACGAAAAAUGUGAUGUUUAUAGCUUUGGAGUCUUAGUUUUGGAAGUGAUUAUGGGGAAGCAUCCGGGUGAUUUCCUAAUGGCAAUUUUGUCAGCAUCAUCAUCUGCCCAUGGCAUUCUACUGAAAGAUAUUCUGGAUUCUCGAAUUCAAUCUUUGACAAAGCAAAUAGAAGAGCAAUUGAUGUUGGUGGCAAAAUUAACUUUGCUAUGUGCGGAUCCCAAUCCUCAGUUGAGGCCUACGAUGAAACAAGUUUCUGUUCAUCUGCUGAAAAAAAGGCCGUCUCUAGCAAGCAUGUUUCCUGUCAUCACAAUUGCAGAACUUAUGGCUCUUGACUUGUCUGAUUUCUGAACUUCUUCUGUAUAUUACAGCAAUUUUAGUGUUCCCAUGAAUCCAUCUGUUUUUGACAUUUAUCAUUGUCAUCACCAAUAUGUAACUGCAAACUUUU
Coffea arabica (coffee) is the source of this 2144-nucleotide messenger RNA. RefSeq lists its product as uncharacterized. Gene Ontology annotation, biological process: protein phosphorylation. The record is from RefSeq and is a predicted model, not a curated record. Lineage: Eukaryota; Viridiplantae; Streptophyta; Magnoliopsida; Gentianales; Rubiaceae. Gene Ontology annotation, molecular function: ATP binding; protein kinase activity; protein binding.